This is a messenger RNA of Parasteatoda tepidariorum (common house spider), 4348 nucleotides long. RefSeq names its product SWI/SNF- related protein mor (gene mor). Gene Ontology annotation, cellular component: synapse. The record is from RefSeq and is a predicted model, not a curated record. Lineage: Eukaryota; Metazoa; Arthropoda; Arachnida; Araneae; Theridiidae. Gene Ontology annotation, molecular function: protein binding. Gene Ontology annotation, biological process: cell projection morphogenesis.
AAAAAUGAAGCUGAAGUGAAGUGACUCAAUGUCGAAAAUAAGAAAAGCCGCUUUUAGCGAUCCAUAUAGCUUUUUUAAUUUCAAUUAAAUAUUUUACGUAAUAAUGUAAUUAACGUAUAAUUUCAUCAAGAAAGAUACUUGAUGUUAAAUAAAAAUGACUUGCUAUCGAAAGAAAGAUGGUGGGCCAAACGUCAAGUUCUACGAAUCUCCUGAAACAAUCGCCCAGUUUGAUACUGUGCGUCAAUGGCUGCAAAAAAAUUGUAAAAAGUACAUACAAGCUGAUCCACCUACUGCAAAAGGCUUAGCUGCUCUUGUAAACCAACUAGUACAAUUCCAAGAAGAUGCUUUUGGCAGAACUGUCAGCAAACCUCCUCUUACUAGACUUCCGAUGAAGUGUUUUUUGGACUUCAGACCUAGUGGAUCUUUAUGUCACAUUUUGGCUGCUGUUUACAAGUUCAAAAGUGAACAAGGAUGGCGCAGAUUUGAUUUUCAAUCUCCAUCUCGUAUGGAUCGCAAUGUAGAAAUGUUCAUGACGAUUGAAAAAACAUUGGUCCAAAAUAAAUGUUUAACCCUUCCGCACAUUUUUAUAAUGCCUGAAGUGGAAAAACAGUUGGUACCCAGAUUAAAGGACAUCAUUAAGCGUCAUCAAGGCACUAUAGCAGAAAACCCUGAUGAUGCAUCUCAUUUAGUACACCCACCUUUACCAACUACAGAUGGACCUGAAGAUUGGGUGCGUGUGGUUUUUAGACGGGAUAAAAAUGUCAUGCUACACUGGUGGUUUUAUCCUGACUCGUUCGAUACUUGGGUGACUGGGGCCGAAAUCGACCAAGAACCAGAUAUACCUGAUCCUGUUGAUGGGCCUUAUGAGGUUAAUGCUCGUUGGUUGCUUGAUCUGGAUACUUUUAAUGAGUGGAUGAAUGUUGAUGAUUAUGAAGUAGAGAUGGAUGCUUUAGGACGUAGGCGUUCUCCUAGAGGCAAAUACACUAUUGAAGAGUUACUUGCUGGCGUUGAUAGUGAUAAAAAGGACAAAAAAGGAAAGAAACGAAAACGAUCUCCAUCUCCUGUUUCUGAAAAGCGCAAAAACAAAAGUCGGAGCAGUAGAGGGCCGACUCUGCUAACAAAAAAGAAAUCAUUGCGAGGGGAUGACGAAAUGGAUGAUUUAACAAAGGAUAUGGAAGAGCCAUCCCCAGAACCUAAUGUGCAAGAAGUACACAUUCAAAAAAACACAAAUAAUCCUAGAAGCAAUAAAGAUGAAUCUCAGCCUUUGAAAGGUGGCACUCUUUUGGAAUUAGAUGGAAAUGACACUGACGAUAAGGGAGACAAAGAAGAGAAAAUGAAAACAUCACGUCCUGGUUCUCCCAACAGUCAGAGUCGAGAUAAAUUGCCUGAAGACAACCAAGAUGACAAUGUGACUGAGCAAGCCAAUCAUAUUGUGAUCCCUAGUUAUGCAGCCUGGUUUGAUUAUAAUAGUGUUCAUGCUAUAGAAAGAAGAGGGUUGCCGGAAUUCUUCAACUUAAAAAACAAAUCUAAAACGCCAGAAGUCUACAUUGCAUAUAGGAAUUUUAUGAUUGAUACUUAUCGACUGAAUCCCACAGAGUAUUUAACUGUAACUGCUUGCAGGCGAAACUUAGCUGGAGAUGUUUGUGCAAUCAUGAGGGUGCAUGCCUUUUUGGAGCAGUGGGGUCUCGUAAACUACCAAGUUGAUGCAGACAGUAGGCCAACUCCUAUGGGCCCACCGUCUACCUCGCAUUUCCAUGUUCUUGCUGAUACACCCUCUGGUCUCCAGCCCUUGAAUCCUCCUCGCACUAAUCAGCCCUCAGCAGCACAACAAAUGCUUAAUCUGGAUAAAGGUAAAGAAACUCCUGAAGUCAAAACUGAAGAAGGAGUUACGAAACCUCCUAUCAAUGAUAACUUUGGUUUGAGGUUGGAUCAAUAUGCCAAGAAAAAUGCUUAUAUGAAGAACAAAGCAGCUGCAACAGUAUCAAGAGAAUGGACAGAGCAAGAAACUCUUCUGUUAUUAGAAGCUUUAGAAAUGUAUAAAGAUGAUUGGAAUAAAGUAUGUGAGCAUGUUGGCAGCCGAACUCAAGAUGAAUGCAUCUUGCAUUUCUUAAGACUACCGAUCGAAGAUCCAUAUCUUGAUGAUCCUGGAGCAGGAGGGGGUGCCCUAGGUCCUCUAGCAUUUCAACCUAUUCCAUUUUCAAAGGCUGGAAAUCCAAUAAUGUCAACAGUCUCCUUUUUAGCAUCAGUUGUUGAUCCUCGCAUUGCUGCUGCAGCAGCUCAAGCUGCUAUGGAUGAGUUUGCGAAAAUAAAAGACGAAGUUCCUUCUGCUCUUCUUGAUGCUCACAUAAAAAAUGUUGAAGCUGCCGCAGCUGAUGGUAAUUCUGAUCCUAAAUCAGGAUUAGACAUGACUGGCAUUGCUGGCACUUUAGAAAGAGAAGAAGGAGAAGAAGGAGCUGAUAAAGAAAACAAGAAAGAAAAUGCGCCAGCUCCAGCUCAACAAAACGAUACAGCAGCAGUUGCUGGACCCAACAUACAAAUAAAAAUGGAGGUUGAGGAAGGAAAGACUGAACCAAUGGAUGUUGACCAAUCUUCUCAAGAUAAAACUGAAACUUCUGCUGAAAAGCCACCAAAUGCAGCUAACUCAGAAUCUGGUGAAGCUGUUCCCGAAAAUCCAGAAAAUGCUGAAGUAAAUGGUGAAAAAGAGAAAGAGGAUACUCCAGAAGAGCCGAUCGAGACAACUCCUCCUAAGGCUCCGGAAACUGAGCAAGAAAGGACUGUAAAAGAUGCUCAGCUGUCUACCGCUGCUGCAGCGGCUCUUGGUGCUGCUGCAGUGAAAGCUAAACAUUUGGCUGCUGUUGAAGAGAGAAAAAUCAAAUCUUUAGUGGCUUUAUUAGUUGAAACACAAAUGAAAAAACUCGAAAUCAAACUUCGCCAUUUUGAAGAACUGGAAGCUAUAAUGGAUAGAGAGAGAGAAACUCUUGAAUAUCAGCGACAACAAUUGAUCCAAGAACGGCAGCAGUUUCACAUGGAGCAGUUGAGAGCUGCCGAGUUCCGUGCCAGACAGCAGGCUCAUGCUAUGAUGAUGACACCCCCUAACAGUAACAGUGGAGAACAAGGACGUGACUCUCCUGUUUCAUUGUCAGGUCAGUGUCCACCCCAGGCAAGGGCCACUUAUCCCACUUCCAAGUCUCCUGGAUCUACUAGUGCAUCUGUUAACCAUCAAUCGGUUGCUUCACCUUCAAUAACUUCCCCGCAUGCUGUACCAGUACCGGUGACUGCUACAACACCCCAACCCAGUCCAAGUCCUGUGCCACCUUCUCCAUCUCCUGCUGCCCCGACUCUUCAUCCUCCUUCUCAACCCUCUCCACACCCUUCUCCGCAUCCAUCCCCAGCCCCACCUAUACCUUCUCCUGGACCUCCUCAGAUUCCUCCUUCCAAUCAACAAAUGCCAAUGCAUCCUUAUGUUGGACAACAACCACAACAGCAACCUCCGCCUCAACAGCAACAACAACAGCAGCAGCAGCAACCACCGCCUCAGCAACAUCCUAUGCAACAGCAUCCAUAUAUGCAAGGCCACCCACAACCUGGGCCCCCUCCCAACAUGGGAAUGGCCCCUCAAAUGAUGCAGCACCAUAAUCGCCCACCUCCAAUGCCCGGUCCUCACUAUCCACCCGCAGGAAAUUAUCCACCAAAUGGAACAAUGAUGCCUCACGGUGGUCUUCGACCAGCCGGACCUGGAAUGAUGUCGCCAGGCAUGAUGCCUGGAGGAGUACCAAGACCUCAGCAUGGUAUGCCACCAGUACCAUCAGCUCAGCCUACCCAAGGCCAUCCUAACAUGAACAGCGAACCACCAAUGCAAAAUCCAAUGGUCGGUCCUCCUCAAGCACAAGAAGAUUUAUAUACGCGUAAUGGAAGCAAAUUAUAUUCUGGAAAAAAAUUUAUUAAAUAUGUAGACAAAUAAUAGACAGAUAUUCUGGUUGAACUAAGUUACAGGACCUCCAGAUGUAAGUGAUUCAAGCAACAGUAGUAGCAGUGAAACAAUGAACAUGGCUGCCGCUAAUCAACCUUAAGAUGCUGUGCACUUUAAAAGAAAAAGAAGAAAAAAAAACCGUUUUAUGAACAUUUUAUAAUACUGUGGUAGUUACAGUCUUCAUAAUCCUGUUUUUUCACCCUUAUUAUGUUAUAUUUCAUCAGUGGGUAUCAUAUUUGGUAUAAAUUUUUAGAAUCAGAUUUAAUUAUUGUUGCUAAAAUCAAUUUCAUUGUUCUGCGAUCAUGAUGUCUUUUGUAUCAUUUGCUUUUCAUUGUUUCUCCUCAUUUUUUUAAAAAUAAAUAUAUAUUUUAAGUACCA